Molecule: messenger RNA, 1756 nt
Organism: Hyla sarda
Lineage: Eukaryota; Metazoa; Chordata; Amphibia; Anura; Hylidae
Gene: SDE2
Product: SDE2 telomere maintenance homolog
Exons: 7
Coding region: 300-1652 (450 amino acids)
Cellular component (GO): nucleus
Source: RefSeq, a predicted model, not a curated record
UCGCGGCCGCCAUCUUUAUUCAGGGUAUAAUGGUGUCUUUUCCAAUAACCUUGGGGAAAACAAAUACACAACAUUUCGCCUUUUCCCGUCGCUACGCACUUUUUGGCGAAUACAAAAUCCUUGUUAAGGCCAAAAUCUUUAUUGAGAGGUAAUAACACAAAAUACACAUAAAUGUGCAGAUUUUUAGGUAAUUUUCGCGGCUCGGGUUCUGUGGUUUUCUGUCUGUCUGCGCAGUUACUUUCUAGAAUCUUCUCUCAUGUUGUAUCCGGAGGCGUAAGGUAGGGAUUCCCUAACUAAACAUGGCGGCCGCUUUCCUUCCCGUCCCCCUCUGCGUGACGUGUUACGUAGGUUCCUCGAGGCUCCGCCCCCUUGUUGAUCGAGACGUGUUUGCUGCAGCAGUUCCAGAAGGAAAGAUGGCUGCGGUGCUGGUGUGGUUGAGAGAAGCGGAGAGCGGCCGGGCGGCGGUGUGUGAGGCGGCACCGGGAGCUCUGGUGCGGGAUCUACUGCCUGGUGGGAACUCGCCGUGCGAUUUUUACGUGAAGUGCAAUGGCCGUCGAGUUGGAGGCGAGGAGCCGCUGCAGAACGGGCUGGUGUACAGCGUGGAGCCGCGACUAUGCGGAGGCAAAGGGGGGUUCGGCUCAAUGCUGCGUGCACUGGGGGCACAGAUCGAGAAGACAACAAACAGGGAGGCGUGCCGCGACCUGAGCGGAAGGCGGCUCAGAGAUGUCAACCACGAGAAAGCUAUGGCUGAAUGGAUAAAAAAACAAGCAGAGCGCGAAGCUGAAAAAGAGCAGCGACGCCUGGAGAGACUGAAACGAAAACUGGCUGAGCCCAAACAUUACUUUACCGACCCGGAGUAUCAUCAGCAAUGCAGCGACAUGUCGGAGAGGCUGGAGGACUCGGUCAUCAGAGGAUUACAAGCUACGUCAAGUUCAUCGGUUUCUGCAGGUUCAAGCGACACUCGAAAACGCAGAAAAGAGCAAAACAGCAGCAAAGAGGAUUCUGGGAAAAAGAAAUGCUUUUGGACUGGGUUGGAGGGCUUAGAAGCGUCUUCCAGUUCUGAAAGCGGCAGCGAGAGCGACUCCGAAUCCCCCUCUACGUCUGCAUCAUGUAGCAGUGUUGAACAGAGACUACAGAGCUCCGACAGCGAUUCUGAUGGUCCGGCACCAUGUUCUUCCUUUCAUGCGGCCUCUGAGCAGAUCCCAGAAUGCAGCGCAGCAGGAAGUUCUGUGGCUGCGGAGGUGGAGCAGCCGAUGAUAUGUGACCCAGAUGAGCAGAGCUCCUCCAGUAUUACAGCCUCUGAGCCCAGCACAGAACACAGAGAGGAAGAGGAGAACUCUGUGCAGGAGGCCAUGAACGUGGAGCAGCCAAAGGCCGACCCAGAACCAGAGACACGGGCUUCUACUGCCAGCACACAGCAAGAAACCCCCAGUGGGGAUUCUACUUCCUUUGACCUCCUCGCAUUCACCUCGGCUUCUGAGCUGGAAGUUCUGGGGCUGGAAAAGUUGAAGGUGGAACUCAUGGCUCUGGGCCUGAAAUGCGGGGGAACACUACAGGAGCGCGCGGCCAGGCUCUUCUCUGUGCGUGGACUCACCAGGGAGCAGAUAGACCCCUCACUCUUCGCCAAACCAAGCAAAGGCAAAAAGAAAUAGAAGUGCAGGGGCUGUGCCCAUAAUACUGGACAGACCGGGACUUUACAUCAAAGUGUUCAUAGACCACGAGAAGCCAAACUCCAUGAUUUCUGUUUUUUUUUUUA